This is a messenger RNA of Nycticebus coucang (slow loris), 3766 nucleotides long. RefSeq names its product EH domain containing 3 (gene EHD3). Lineage: Eukaryota; Metazoa; Chordata; Mammalia; Primates; Lorisidae. The record is from RefSeq and is a predicted model, not a curated record. The transcript is spliced from 6 exons. Gene Ontology annotation, biological process: endosomal transport; endocytosis. Gene Ontology annotation, molecular function: protein binding; calcium ion binding; GTP binding. Bases 589 to 2196 code for a protein of 535 amino acids. Gene Ontology annotation, cellular component: cytoplasm; plasma membrane.
AAAAUAUGGCGGCGCCCUGCGCGGCUUCUCGUCACCGGAAUCGUGGGGCCCGCCCGGCCUUGCCAGUACUACGGGACUUCCCCCAAGCGCCGCUGUCUGCCCAGCUUGCAUUUAAAUCAGAGCCCGAGGCUGCAGGAUGCUGCUGCGGAUGCGGAGCUGUCCGCGGGCUGGGCAACGCCGCCGCCUGGACUGAGCCGCCUCGGCCCGACAGGAGCGGAGCUUGAAGCAUCCCUUAGCUGCACGCUGAGCAGAGCAAGCGAGGACAGCUUGCGGGGAGAUCAGGACCCCGGCAUCUGGUAGUUUCAUUGCAGGUUCGACUUUAAUUUCCAAGAUCGCCCCCCCCCCCCCCCCCCAGCGCAGAUCAUUUUUUCCUCUCUCCGGCCUGGGCUGCUGAUGCGGCAGGGGCUGGACUUGGGUCCCAGGGGCAGGGAGAGAGUGCGCGCCCAGCUCCCGAGCCGCGCGCCCAGGCCAUGGUGCGGCUGAGCCCCGCGCUCCGGUGAGGCGGCGGUGCGGCUCGGAGCCCGGUGGGCCGGACCUUCCCGAGGCGCCUUCCUCGCGGCUGAGCGCAGGCGGCAAGCGGCGGCCACGAUGUUCAGCUGGCUGAGUAACGAUGACCGCCGGAGGAAGGACCCCGAGGUCUUCCAGACGGUGAGCGAGGGUCUCAAGAAACUCUACAAGACCAAGCUGUUGCCUCUGGAAGAGCAUUACCGCUUCCACGAGUUUCACUCGCCCGCCCUGGAGGAUGCCGAUUUUGACAACAAGCCCAUGGUCCUGCUGGUGGGCCAGUACUCCACUGGGAAGACCACCUUCAUCAGGUACCUGCUGGAGCAGGAUUUCCCAGGCAUGAGGAUUGGGCCCGAGCCUACCACAGACUCCUUUAUCGCAGUGAUGCAAGGAGACACCGAGGGGAUCAUCCCGGGGAAUGCCCUGGUGGUGGAUCCUAAGAAACCUUUCAGGAAACUCAAUGUCUUUGGCAAUGCCUUCCUGAACAGGUUCGUGUGUGCCCAGCUACCUAACCCCGUGUUGGAAAGCAUUAGCGUCAUCGACACUCCAGGGAUCCUCUCCGGGGAGAAGCAGAGGAUCAGCCGAGGGUAUGACUUUGCAGCCGUCCUCGAGUGGUUUGCCGAGAGGGUGGACCGCAUCAUUCUGCUCUUUGAUGCCCACAAGCUGGACAUCUCUGACGAGUUCUCAGAAGUCAUCAAGGCCCUCAAAAACCAUGAGGACAAGAUGCGGGUGGUGCUGAACAAGGCCGACCAGAUCCAGACGCAGCAGCUGAUGCGGGUAUACGGGGCCCUCAUGUGGUCCCUGGGGAAGAUUGUGAACACCCCCGAGGUGAUCCGGGUCUACAUUGGCUCCUUCUGGUCCCACCCACUCCUCAUCCCUGACAACCGGAAGCUCUUCGAGGCUGAGGAGCAGGACCUAUUCAGGGACAUCCAGAGUCUGCCCCGAAACACAGCCCUGCGCAAGCUUAACGACCUCAUCAAGAGAGCCCGGCUGGCCAAGGUCCACGCCUAUAUCAUCAGCUCCCUGAAGAAGGAGAUGCCUUCAGUGUUUGGCAAGGACAACAAGAAGAAGGAGCUGGUGAACAACCUGGCUGAGAUUUAUGGCCGAAUAGAGCGGGAGCACCAGAUCUCACCUGGGGACUUCCCCAACCUGAAGCGGAUGCAGGAGCAGCUGCAGGCCCAGGACUUUAGUAAAUUCCAGCCGCUGAAGAGCAAGCUGCUGGAGGCGGUGGACGACAUGCUGGCCAACGACAUUGCCCAGCUCAUGGUACUGGUGCGCCAGGAGGAGUCCCAGAGGCCCAUCCAGAUGGUGAAAGGAGGAGCAUUCGAGGGCACCCAGCAAGGCCCCUUUGGGCAUGGCUACGGGGAAGGGGCUGGGGAGGGCAUCGAUGAUACUGAGUGGGUUGUGGCCAAGGACAAGCCCAUGUACGAUGAGAUCUUCUACACCCUGUCACCGGUGGAUGGCAAGAUCACGGGUGCUAAUGCCAAGAAGGAAAUGGUACGCUCCAAGCUUCCCAACAGUGUGCUGGGCAAGAUCUGGAAGUUGGCCGACAUCGACAAGGAUGGCAUGUUGGAUGACGAGGAGUUCGCGCUGGCCAACCACCUCAUCAAGGUCAAGCUGGAAGGGCACGAGCUGCCCAAUGAGCUGCCCGCCCACCUCCUGCCCCCAUCCAAGAGGAAACUUGCUGAGUGAUGGGGGUGGGGGGAGGUUCAGACAGGCAGGUGUUAGAGGAGGAGCUGGGAGAAGUGACCACACAAACACACACAUGUGCACACAUGCAAACAUCUUGAUAAUUACAGCACUCCCCAUGUUUCCAGGCUGAUCCUUAUUUGGACACAUCUCCAAGUUCUUGGGGUUAGUGGAAAGAAAGAAGCACUCACACAUCCCAGGGUUCAAGCCCCAGUCUCCAUCCCUGUUUCCUUCCCAUCUUCCACACCCUAAUAGACCCAAGGCCUUUCACUGAGCACAGAUGCCUACCCACCCCAAACUCCCCAGUGCUUCCACACCAGGCUCUGAGCACCUGGAAAAGACUUUGCAUUUAAGAGGCAUUUCACUUUUUUCCUAUGUCUCCUCCCACUCUUUCACUUAGUAAUCUACUCAGGGGCUAGGAGAUAGGAAGACGGGGCGCUGCAGGGAGGUGGGGUGGGGAAAGACAACCCUCCAGAGAUAGUGGCCCAUGAGCUCUGCUCUUUGCCUAGUCUAACUAAGGCUCUGCUUUCCUCACCAAACCUGGCUUUGAACUCUGCCUGCACUUCAUUUCACAGAAUCCCAGAAGGUGACAGAGGAGAGAAAAAAUUGUUAGGACAGAGCAAAGAAACUGUCGUAGACUACUCAACACCAGUCCCAGUGGUUUUAGUUUAUACAUUUUCCUCUGGCCUGUGAUGUUUAGAUGUUCAUACUUGACUCAUAUUUCCUCAGCCCCUCCUGAGUGCCAGGAGCUGUUAGGCACUUUAUACACGUUAUUCCACAUGGCCCUCACUAUUGCCCCAGGAAAGUAUGCAUUAGUCUCCCCAUUUUGCAGAUGAGGAGGCUGAGAAUCCUCAGAAGAGUUUAGGUGACUUUCCCAAACUCACAGAGGUUAUGGGUGCUGGAGAGAGUAUUCAAAGCCAGGGCUUUAGACCGUCACGCCCUUCCCUGUGCUAUGAUGUGUGCAGAUCCCAGCAUUGCUACCAACGACAAGCACGUAGGCCCCCUCAUAAGCCUCCCAGAGCUCGUUGGCAAAGGGGAAGCUGGCCAGAAUUUGGUAGGGCAUCGGUCUGGCCAUCUGUCACAGCACAGAAGCAAGCCGUGCCUUCUGGCUAAGCACCCCAUAUUCCUGACAUCACAGAAGUCCAGCAGGGCCAGCAGGAGAGUGGGAUAGUCUGCUGGAGACGGUCCCUGCUCCGCCUCUCACGUGGCAGCCUGAAUCAUCCCAACUCACAUGCAGCCACCAGCUCUUUUAUCAAGUGGACUUCUCAGAAGGCAUUGAGAAGUCUGGAUCUAGCUUCCGCAGGGUCCCUGGGACACUCUUCAGGGUCCCUGGCAGAUCCCCGCCAUACUCUGUGCCCUUCUUCCCUCAUGGUCCCCAUCCACCCAGCUUGCUUCAUCGCCACUGAAUCAGUCACUUCGUAUGCUAUGCCGUGAUGGCAAACAAAACAAGGAUAAGUUAUUUUAUAUCUAUGUUCAGACUAUAUAGAAGACAUUCUGUAUAUCUAUGAUGUGCUUACUACUGCAAUGCAUUUGUCAUUAGAGUUCAUGUUAAUAAAGUACAUUUAUUCUUUGG